UGUAAGCUCUCAGAGAGAAGCUGUGCAGCUCUAUCCUCAGUUCUCAGCUCCCAGUCCUCUAGUCUGAGAGAUCUGGACCUGAGUAACAACAACCUGCAGGAUUCAGGAGUGAAGCAGCUUUCUGUUGGACUGGAGAGUCCACACUGUACACUGGAAACUCUCAGGCUGUCAGGAUGUCUGAUCACAGAGGAAGGCUGUGCUUCUCUGGCCUCAGCUCUGAGCUCCAACCCCUCCCAUCUGAGAGAGCUGGACCUGAGCUGCAAUCAUCCAGGAGACUCAGGAGUGAAGAUCCUGUCUGCUGUACUGGAGGAUCCACACUGGAGACUGGACACUCUCAGCCUGCAGCCUGCUGGAGUCCGAUGGUUGAAACCAGGUCUGAAGAAGUAUUCCUGUGAACUCACACUGGAUCCAAACACAGUGUACAAAAACCUCAAACUGUCUCACAACAACAGGAAGGUGACACAUGUGGAGGAGGUUCAGUCCUACCCUGAUCACCCAGACAGAUUCGACUGCAGGCCUCAGCUGCUGUGUAAAGAUAGUCUCACUGGUCACUGUUACUGGGAGGUGGAGUGGAGAGGAAAGGUUCAUGUUUCAGUGAGUUACAGAGGAAUCAGCAGGAAAGGAGACAGAGAUGACUGCAGGUUUGGAGGGAAUGAUCAGUCCUGGAGUCUGUUCUGCUCUGAUGAUGGUUACUCUGUCUGGCACAAUAACAGAAUAACAUCCAUCCCCUCCUCCUCUGUCUCUAACAGAGUAGCAGUGUAUGUGGACUGUCCUGCUGGCUCUCUGACCCUCUACAAAGUCUCCUCUGACACACUGAUCCACCUCCACACCUUCAACACCACAUUCACUGAACCUCUGUAUGCUGGGUUUGGGUUCUGGUCUGACUGGUUUGGCUCCUCAGUGUCUCUGUGUUCUCUGCAGGAGGGAGAGUCUGCCCCUGAGAGUCUGUCUCAUGUUAUUUAG
Molecule: messenger RNA, 963 nt
Organism: Scomber japonicus (chub mackerel)
Lineage: Eukaryota; Metazoa; Chordata; Actinopteri; Scombriformes; Scombridae
Product: stonustoxin subunit beta-like
Exons: 4
Molecular function (GO): protein binding
Source: RefSeq, a predicted model, not a curated record